This is a messenger RNA of Schistocerca piceifrons (Central American locust), 1028 nucleotides long. RefSeq lists its product as uncharacterized. The transcript is spliced from 3 exons. The record is from RefSeq and is a predicted model, not a curated record. NCBI's taxonomy places the organism in Eukaryota, Metazoa, Arthropoda, Insecta, Orthoptera, Acrididae. The coding region runs from base 1 to 1008 and encodes 335 amino acids.
AUGAAGAAUCUUAGUGAUGAAGAUAGUAUCUGCAGUGAAAUAGAACGAGCUGAUGAGAUGGAUUUAGUCCUUCUUCCACCACGUGAUGAUGUGCCUUGUGACAAUGAAAGGCUUGUUAGUUUCUGUGACACUGGUAAAGGAGUUCUUUUGCAACCAACAGAAGUACAAGCCACUUCAGAAGGAAACAGAAAUGAUGUUAUUGUUCAGCCUGUGAGAGAAUGCAACAGUGCAGCCAAGAACACACCAGAACUACCAAAGAAAUAUAAAACAAUACCAAGGAAGUGCAUAUUAAAGGAACUGAAAACCAUGACUGUUGGCAGUCAAGUGAGGUCAGCAGAGAAGCUGGUGCUGCUGCUCGUGGGAAUGCAGCUGUGCGGCGGGCAGGCCUACCGCCAGCAGUACGCGAGGCGCUACAGACAGGCCGUGUACCACACCCCAGCUGCCGGCUUUCACAGCGCGCCCAGCCUGCCCCCCUUCCUUCACGGACAGUACCUCAGAUCUGGUGCUCAUUUUGUGCCCAUCAGAGGAUUACAUAAGAGAUUAGCACUGAGUUCCCACACUGCAUUGGGAAACGGGAAGCACGAUAAUAUUGCACCCAGCCCUGAAGUGUCACCUCUGCAAAGUGGUUUCCAUGUAAAACCUUUAGAUGCCCACGCCAUGAGCUCACAAGGAGGCGCGAGCCCUGAGACACUCCACGUUCCAGCAAGUGGUUUGGUUGGCUAUGAUGUUGGAAAUACUCAGGAGGCAUACAGUAGCAGCCUAAACCAGAUGCAACUGCCUGGUUCUGGCGAUUUUCAUUACGGAAGUGGCGCUCCCAUUUUUGGAAAUCUAGGUUACCAUCCAGGUUUCGGAGCGGAUAAUGAAGAAAAAUCUGUCGGCAGAGUUACAAUGCAGGUUUACCGUGGCCCUACGAUGAAAGCUGGCCACAGUCACUUUGCACCCUGGGGCUACUACGUGUGGCAGCCAAGUGGUACUGAAACUGCGCACAAUGCCUUUGACCAUAUUUAAAUUGUGUGUGUGAGCGUGUG